Molecule: messenger RNA, 3345 nt
Organism: Saccostrea cuccullata (small rock oyster)
Lineage: Eukaryota; Metazoa; Mollusca; Bivalvia; Ostreida; Ostreidae
Product: rho GTPase-activating protein 26-like
Exons: 28
Coding region: 93-2642 (849 amino acids)
Biological process (GO): signal transduction
Cellular component (GO): cytoplasm
Molecular function (GO): GTPase activator activity; protein binding
Source: RefSeq, a predicted model, not a curated record
UCUUUAACAUAAACAGGAAAUCGCCCGAAAAUAGAUUAGGGGGGCCUGUCAAAUAUUGUAAGUUGCAACAACGUUUGACGACAAAUGAAAUAAUGGGUUUGGAGCCUUUAGAGUUUGCCGAAUGCUUGACAGACAGUCCUUCGUUCAGGGAAAAACUACAUGAUCACGAAAAAGAGCUUGAUAGGACAAAUAAGGCCAUCAAGUCUCUGGUGAAUGAUGGCAAGGAGCUUGUCAAUGCAGCCAAACAAAUGGGUAAAGCAUGGCAAAGUUUUGCACAGAAAAUGAUGGAUUUCAAAUUUGAGUGCAUUGGAGAAAAAUUGACAGAUGAUGAAGAAAAAAUAGCUGGUUCCUUAAAGGAGUUUGGGAAGCUGAUAUUGAGAGUUGAAGAGGAGAGAGAUAGAAUGUUGUCAAAGGUGACAGACUUCUUCCAGCAGUUGGACAAAUUUAGGAAGGAUCAGAUAGGUUCAGUUAAGGAGGAAAAGAAAGCCUUUGAUAGACAUACUGCAAAAAUCUGCCAGUCUUUAGAGAGAUAUCUAAACCUGAAGUCCAAAAUGAAUGACAACACCCUUCAAGAGGCUGAUGCCACUCUUGAGAUGGAAUUCCGAAGCUUUAGGGAAUGCUCCAUGAAAUAUGUCCUUAAAUUACAAGAGGUUCAAGAAAGAAAGAAAUUUGAUUUUGUAGAAACUAUUUUAGCCUUUAUGUAUAGUUUGUUCACAUUUUACCACCAAGGUUUUGAUGCCAGUAAUGAACUCAAAGAGUCCUCUAUGCAUCUUCAGAAAAUCCUUCAGAAGACACGGGAAAGUUUUGAAAGUCAAAAGGAAUACACAGAGACUUUGAUGUUUAAGAUGUUGGACAAUCGGAAACCUAGUGGGGUGACCCAGACUAACAAAGGCUGUACAAAAGAGGGAUAUCUGUACCUAAUGGAGAAAAAGGUGAUGGGGACGACCUGGACCAAAUAUUACUGCUGGUACAAGAAAGAGGGCAAGAUAUUUCACAUGAUGCCCUACAACCAGGUCACUGGAAAACUGAGCCAACCUGUUACUGAAAAGUUUACACUGAAAUCUUGUAUAAGGCGAGCCUCCCAAACUAUCGACAAAAGAUUCUGUUUUGACAUCACUGUGGACGGAAGGGCUGACACGCUGACAUUCCAGGCCUUGUCGGAUGAUGACAGGAAGUUAUGGAUGGAUGCCAUGGAUGGCCGGGAACCAGUUUACACCACCCCAAACACUUCAUCAGAGGAUUCUUCAUUAGAUGACAUAGGAUUUUCAUUUAUCAAAAGAUGUAUAGCAGCUGUGGAAUCUAGAGGACUACAGGAGCAAGGCUUAUAUAGAUUGGUGGGAGUUAACUCCAAAGUUAAUAAACUGAUGUCCCAAGGCCUAGAUCCAAAGAAAAGAGACAAAAUAGAUAUUUGUGACCCAAACCAGUUUGAAAUUAAGACUAUAACAAGUGCUGUUAAAAAUUAUCUCAGAUCACUGCCAGAACCAUUAAUGACUUUCAAACUACACAAACCAUUGAUACAAGCUGCAAAAUGUCGCGGUUCAGAAGAACGAGAAUCCAAAACUCUGCGUAUCCAUGACAUCCACACCUUAAUCCACAGACUGCCACAGGCAAACUUUGAAAUGCUGGACAUCCUGAUCGACCAUUUAAGGAAAAUAGCCGAGUUCCAGGAUAAGAACUUGAUGACUGUAGCUAACCUCGGUGUUUGUUUUGGUCCGACGUUGAUGAGGGCGGAGGAGGAAUCGGUGGCGGCCAUCAUGGAUAUCAAGUUCCUGAACAUCAUUGUGGAGAUCCUUAUCAACAAUUACGAGAGAAUUUUCAAGACGCCACCAGAAGAUGCGGACCCCAGUGAGAUCCGCUGCCCUCUCCCUAGUGCCUCCCAAUCAGUGACUGAUAAAUUCACCCCCGGGGUCAACCACACCUCCCUAGACGUAUCUAGUCAAAACCAGCAGCCCCUCUACAUCAACAAAGCCCCUCCUGUCCCCAAUACAAGCACCCCCACCACCUAUGUUCAGAAACCCAAGCUUCGAUCAGUGGACAUUUACAAUCCUGAUACCAAAAGUUUUGAGACUCACGGGAGCAGCAGCGACAGUUCUGAGUCCCUGAACUCGAGUCUGUCUAACAGUGCAUCCGCAAUGUCAUCCCCCCUCCCACAGUUCGACAGUCACAAGAAACACCCAGCUCCAGCCAUACCGGGAAACACUCAGUACAGUAAUGUAUCGGGACUAGCAAAUAAGUUUAUGAAUGACCUAUCAGGAUCAGAUGUUCCUACGUUUGACCAGUCACUACGCAGAUCUCUGUGGAUUUCAUCCAAAACCAAAAUGUUUGAGAGUGGAAGCAUCAAGAAACGUGGGUCCAAUGAUUCUUCCUAUGCAGCAUCAAUGACUUCCUCGGCUCCCAGUAUGACCAGUAGUCUGUCAGGUAGCUUACCAGGAAUGGGAAACUCCAACAAUGUCAACAAAACCAAAAAGAGGACAGCUAGAACACUUUACCAGUGCUUGGCUGACAAUGAAUCAGAAUUGUCUUUUGAGCCAAAUGUCAUCAUUCAGAAUGUGAGAGAAUCCAAGGAGCCAGGGUGGUUGGAAGGAUCAUUAAAUGGGAAGCGAGGAUUGAUCCCGGAGAACUAUGUAGAGUUUGUAGACUGACCCUGCCCCUACAGUGGCCUUAUUGUGUGACCACCAAGGUGUCACCCCCGGAGGAUAGAGACAUCUGUAUAUACUCAUCUACAUCAUCUUAUCAUGGAGAUUGUCAAGAUGUGAUUCACUGUGCUGGACAUGGUGGGAGUUACAAAGGGGAGUAACAAAGGGUCAUGUGACUAAAGGGUCAUGUGAUCAGUCACAUGACCAAAGGCCACUGUUUUAAAUAUUGGCAGAAAAUGAAUGCAAUAGUGAGUGUGAUGUAUAGUUGUUGGUAUUUUGUUUAUCAUUUACUUGGAUUUCAAACCAUAUUUUUUACAUGUCCAUAUGAUGAUGUAUUUAAAUUAUUAGAAAUAAGACUUCUUUCAUAAUGUGUACAUUUUGUGGUAAUUAAUCAUGUACUUCUGCCAUCUUUGUCACAAGAAUUGUAAUGCAGUUCUCUUUUCUUUAAUUUUUUAUCUAAGAGGCUAAGAUCAUUUAAAGAUGAAGGUCAAAUUUGCAGCUAGUUUAUAGUUUUUUUAAGGAUUAAAAAAAUUUCUGUCUCACUGGUUAACAUUCCUAGUGUUUACAGGUAUCUUUACCUUGUAAUCUUUACACUGUGUUUACACUGUAUUCUAUGUUUACACUUUAUGUACUGUUUCACGCUAUUGCCUUUACACUAUGUCUGAACUGUCAAGCUGUCUGCAUGUUUACUAUUCAUUUAUUGCUUAAA